This is a messenger RNA of Trypanosoma cruzi, 2235 nucleotides long. RefSeq lists its product as uncharacterized. The transcript has a single exon. The coding region runs from base 1 to 2235 and encodes 744 amino acids. NCBI's taxonomy places the organism in Eukaryota, Euglenozoa, Kinetoplastea, Trypanosomatida, Trypanosomatidae. The record is from RefSeq and is a predicted model, not a curated record.
AUGCGCGGGGAGGUUGACGGAGACUGCGGCGCACACGGUGAGUCAGACCAGGCAUUGAACGAUGGUCAGGGACGUGCAAAUGAAUCGCAGAUGGUCCUGACUAUGCGGUUGGAGGACUUUUGUUUUAAUUUUUUAGACAAGCAGGAAGAACUGUUUGAUGAGGCUCGAGAGGAGCAGUGUGCAUCAAAGUCAAGGAUUCUCUACAACUCCAGCCUGAGUUCGACCCCAGUUUUGAUGGUACAGACAACACCUGACUCCAAGAAGGGGUCAAUAAGGAGGGAGGAAAUACGGUCUUUGUGUUUGUCAAGGGAGGGAACAGGAGUUUCAAGCGAGCUGUGGGUGUCUAUUUCUUCUGCGAGCCCACCGAAUUGGAGUAGCCUUUCGCUUUUUGAUCCGGAUUCCGGGAAUAGCGAAGAGCCGGAGCCAGAUGAAUACAUCAUGUUAGGGGAGGGCGGGUUUUUGGACAAAAUAUGUGGUGGGAAUCUUGAGCCGGUUGCGUCUGACGGUCCCAUGCGAAAAAGUACGGGGGACCACUCGGCAUGGGCUCAUCAGAAGAAGGAACCCAGUGUUGUCGCGGCAAAGUCAUCUGCCUCGUCUUUUCGGAGCCAGGUUGGGGAGGAGAUGGCAGGGAAUAAGACGGCAGUUUUGGGGGAAGGAAAAAGAAAUGCGCGGGGAAACAGCCUUGGAAGUUUGGACAUUGUUAACCGCAGUCUUCCAGAGAUGCCUAGGAGUCUGCUGGAGCAAUGCAACAUUGCCGCUGCUCCAUUGGAACCAGAUUGUAGCGACUCGGAAUUUGGACUGCCGCCUUAUUACUUUACGUCACUCAUGGAUUUUAUGUCAGCCGAGCCAACUUCAGAUGAGGAAUUACCACCAAUCCUUCAGGCUCAUGAGGGGAAAAAACUUUCAAAAACGGACUUUUUAAAGGAAAGGUUGUCUCGUUACCGCAUUGAGGGGAAGCGUCAAAAUGUCAAUUUCCAGCGCGUCAAGGCUGUAGCCUUCAUUAGUUCUUUAGAAGGAGGGGAUGAAUCAUGUUCAGAUGUACCGCCGUCAAUUAUUUCUCAGACUGGAACGGGUGCCGUUUCCGUCAUUGAACAUGAAGAGCUUCGAAAUGGUCGUAUAUUGCAGCUGAAGUCUAGUUAUGACAUGGAUGAGGUGAUUUGUUCCACCGAAGUGGGGCGAUCGCAGACACUGACAUCUCUUUUAAACUGUGUUCAUUGUGGUCAGCGAUCGUUUCUUUUGUCUACUUAUGCCCCUGGUUCUCUUCCGACUUCUGUCAGACUUACCCGCGACUUUCUCAAAAAGUUGAUACAGCGCUACCGAGAAGGUGAGGUGGUUGAUCGAACAAAAUGCACGAUUUGGAUUUCUUUGGCGGCAAUAACGACCCCCCGCUCUGCAGUCGACAUGCUCUACCCUGAAGACGAGGAGGGUAAUGUCGUGCCCAUUAGAAAUGGGUUUAUAGCCCUUUGUGGACCCCUUCUCAUGGGUCUGACAUGGCGGGAGGUGUCGUCGAAGGAGUGCUUGGCGGACAUUGCGAGUAGGAUGCGUCGUCGUCUACGCCGCCACCCGGAAAAUAUGGUUGUGGGAACCAUUCUGGUACGUGAGCGUGCACUUCAUAUGGAUUCCGAGAUCAAUAUCCCAAAGUUGGUUCUUGCAAACUUUACCUUUGCAUUAACGAGGGAUCCAAGGUUUUUCUGUUCCAUUGGUCAAGCAAGGGCAUCGCCGUUGCGUGUAUUUUUUUCAGACGCAUUGGGUGGCGCCGCCUUGACGACGCAUGUGACGUGUGUGGGACAGAGUACUAGCAACGGCUUGACUAGCGAUUACUUUGACUACGCCCUGAUGCUCCAGCGGAUAAUGAACAGCAGACCAUUUGUGUGUGACCUUGGGCUUUGUUACCUGAAGGCUGAGAAAUUGCUGCAACGGAUCGAGGAUUCGGGGAAGUCGAAUACUUCUAUCAGCAAUGAUGACAUUGAGACGCUUGAGGAAGUUGUGAGCGAUACAGAGUGGCUGCUGCACAACGCAGAUUUGGCGCCGACGAAAUGCAUUCGGGAGAGGACAGAGCACCCUUCUACGUCAAUUAUCUUUUCUUCGGAGGCCGAUUUCCUUGAAAAGGAUGGCGUCAAGCAACGGAGGCGGAGGGGGACUUUGAACGGGGUUGGGAAGAAGACCACUCGCCCCAGUCCAUUUUCAUCCCCAUAUGAGGCGAGUGACGAGAACACCCUCCUACCAUCUCUUUGA